AUGAACGGGCUUGAAGACGACAACUUCAUGAUGAACGGGGGCUCUGAACUCAAAUUGUCGAUGUUCCCCACCAUGGAUACUCCCAGUGAAAUGGAUCUUGAUGAGCCCAACAUACUUGCGGCCGCAUUGAAAGACUCCGAGUUUGAUUUUUUGAACGAAACUCCAGAAAGUCAACCGUCCAAUUAUCAGCAACAAAAUCAUCACCAGUCUGAACAGUCAGUUCCCCCAGCCGAACUUGGCAGCACAGACCAUUUUGUAGACCCCAAGUUUCAGUGGGAGGGUGUAGACCAACCAGAAAGUAGUAUAGACCCAAUGGAACCAACUCAAUCGCCAGCGUUCACCAUGGAUCUGAAUCUCUACUUCGACACUUACUCGACAGCUAUGCCUGAAAGCGAAAAUCCACCCUCUGGAGCCACAACAGAUGUGAGAAGUCUAUUUACCAAUGAGGACCAAGCUGACCAAACCUAUCCCAAUUUCAGAAGUCAGUUCGGAGCUCAAAGCUUGCAAGGUAUUUCUCCAGAGUCUUCUGGGGCUAGUAUCUCUGUUCAACGCAAUCCCUCUCACGCUAGCUUCAACCGUCACCGUGCCAUUUCUCUUUCCGAAAGAAUGGAGAACACAUACUUGCAACCACAUCCUGAUAGAUACUACGGAAAACAUGCCAACAAUAUGCAACAUGCGGCUCGCAAUCUGGUUCACCUACUGCCAGCGGAAUUCUCAUACCAAGGGCACAGUAGCCAAUCACCUGAAAAUGAUAAUAGAUCUAGCACUUACUUGGACACUCCGGACAUAAAUCCGGGGGCUCGUCCCAACAUGGAGAGACGAGAUAAUGCUAGCUUCAGGACUUCGAUUCUGGGCCACAACAACGACCUUCUGCCGUUUACAACCAACACAUCAUUCACUCCUUCAAUUAAUUCUUUACAACUGAAUCAGCCUUCAUUUGUAUCUGCGCAACAAUAUUUCCGGCUGCUGGUGGACCAGGGCCUGCAGAACCUUGGUAGGGGGUCAUUGGAGGUGUACUCGAGAUAUGGUCUUACUCCUGACAGUAUAUCUCUGGGCACACCACCAAAUCGCCCGCAAAGGUCCUUUGCCAGCUAUUUUUCAUUCAUGGAUAAAGAUAGAAAACAACCUGCACAACAGGCACAACAUAGCUUGGAAGAUGGUUCCAACAUUGAUCAGCCUCAACCAAGAACUUUGAUAAGAAGUAUUUUUAAAGGCGGAAAUCAUGGCCAACAAGUGAUCCUUUCUCAGCAAGAUGAAAUGGCAAUCUACAAUUCAGUUCUUGAUGAGAACCAAAUGCUAGUUGGAACCGAGGACGAAUCAUACCCUAAAGCCCCAAAGAGAGUAAAGAAAGGUAUUUUUGACCGAUUCAAGCCCAACAAAUCUACCGAUGUUCCACAAGACAAUCGUCAUGAUACCACUUCUCAAGGUUCUGGGGGAAAUGAGAACGACCCUACAAAUUUGGAGCUUCUGUGGGCCAAAACAAAUUUAUCUUCACAAUCACAACCAGCCAUCUCGCGUACUUCCUCUGCUCUGAAUUCCGGAAAUACUUCUUUUGGCACAUCCCUUAAUGCUCAGAAUUCAGCUGGUCUGGAUAACCUGAAAACUCUGGAACCAAAUUACGGAGCUCUUUUUAAGGGUGUUGCUAAGAGAAGAACUCUUGUAACAAUGAAAGGAAAGAAAAAGAGUCUGGCGCAAAUAAAAAAGGAUAUAAAGCUUGAAGAGAGCAUACUCGACUCUCUCAAUGGCACAAAUGUGAAACAGGAACCUUCUGAUAUGAGUCCACAGCUGUCAUGCGUGUCGUCUCGAUCUAAGGAUCCUGACAACGAAGAGCAAACAUCAGUACCCGGAACCUUAGCUACUGCCUCCAAGCGAAUUCUAGGCUCUCGGCUUCUUAAAAGAAAAGGCAGCCCUAGCAUCAAGCCAGAACCGUCUAGCAAUGUAGUCGAAGUUGAUUUGCAAAAAUUGGAUUUGCCAGUCGACACUGAAAUAUUGCCUCAGAUCCCUCCAAAAUCAAGACCGAGAGGUCGCAGAGAAGACAAAGAGGCUGAUUUGGUAGACGAUGCAAAAAUCUACAUUUGUGGAUAUUGCGCACGUCGGUUCAAACGCCAAGAGCAUCUCAAGCGUCAUUUCAGAAGUCUACACACUGCCGAAAGACCAUACGACUGUCCCAUCUGCCAAAAGAAAUUUAGUCGAAGCGAUAAUUUAAAUCAACAUUUGAGGGUGCACAAGCAAGAGGGUCAAAUAAAAGAAGAGGAGCUAGAGGGUCUUUCAACCUAA
Australozyma saopauloensis is the source of this 2277-nucleotide messenger RNA. It is a transcript of the gene MNL1, whose product is annotated as Mnl1p. Gene Ontology annotation, biological process: regulation of transcription by RNA polymerase II. Gene Ontology annotation, cellular component: chromatin. The transcript has a single exon. Gene Ontology annotation, molecular function: RNA polymerase II cis-regulatory region sequence-specific DNA binding; DNA-binding transcription factor activity, RNA polymerase II-specific. The record is from RefSeq and is a predicted model, not a curated record. Lineage: Eukaryota; Fungi; Ascomycota; Pichiomycetes; Serinales; Metschnikowiaceae. The coding region runs from base 1 to 2277 and encodes 758 amino acids.